AUGAUCUUGCAAAAAACACUGAAACAGAUAGUGGUAACGGUAUUUGCACUUGCUUAUUUAGAAAAGGCUGCCUGUGCGCUGUUAGUAGAGGACUUAGAAAGCAUGAAAGAUUACUGGAGCAAUAGGAUAGACGGCAUGUUCAAAGAAAUCCAAAUCCGCAAGGACUUUCUUGCUAGGGCUCAAUCUUUUAAGUGUGAAGAAGCCGCAUCUAAAGGCUUCAGUGACGGGCUGAAUGAAGGAAAAGAAAAACUAUCCAAUCUGCUAAAAUGUUUUUUAACUCUACAUAGAAGUGUAAAUCACAUAGUAGAAAGAACAGAAAGCCUGAUGUCUGCAGAGAAAAGUGGUAUGCCUGGUCUAGAGGUAACAAAGGGUCUGCGAAACUUGGAAGGUCUAGCCAUAAUGACUCUUGACAUGUGUGAUAUAGUGUGCGAUAGAAUAAAAGAGUUCGAUUCUCACAUGCUAGGAGUAAUAAGAAACUACAGUAAAGCGACGAAGAAAAAUAAAAAAACGCACGAGCUACCGCUGUUCAAGCUGGCAGAGCAGAAUAAACCGCUGGCCAUCAGCAUGAUAUACACUCUUUUUAGCACAGAGCCAUACAACCCUGCUGAUGAUGCAGAAAAUGCACAAAUUAGUAUUCUUAGAAAUGCCUGCAAGGUUACAUAUGGGUCUAUGAAAAGUUUUAAAAAUUAUGAUAACGCUAUAUGGAAUGAGGUCGAUGAAGGGAAAGUAAAACUGCUGAAACUAGCCAAUAAGUAUCUGCCCAUAUUAUUUAAUACGUACAAGAUGGCUGAUAAAGAAGCAAUGGACAUCUAUCUUGGCCUGAUAAAAGAAAAUAUUUCUGAAGCCUAUUUAAACAUGUACACAAACAUCACUCCUGGACAGAUUUUAAAAAUAGUAAUUAUGGAAUACAUAAUGUCUGGAACUCUCAUGGACUACAGAAACAACAGAUUCUUUUCCAACCUUGGAAAGCUAAUAGUGAGAAUAGGAAGGCCAACUAAGGACAGCACAGAGGUGCAGGAAGAUGCAGAGACGCUAGGGAAAAAACAGAACAAAAUACUUGAUGCUCUGUGUUUAUUACACAGAAAACUCAAAGUAUCUGAUAUGACGCCAGACGAUACUAAAUUCUACGAAGAGAAUAGCAUAGAUGUCAAUGAUCUUCAAAGAGUACAGGAUGGGAUAGCAUCUACGCGGUGGCUGUACAAACUGGAUAUGGCCAACCCGUCUGAAGAAGAGCUCAGAAAAAGCAAAACACUGUUGAAAAAAGUGUACUUUGACAUGUUUUACAUCCAUCCUAUUCUCUAUUUGUAUCAGCGAUAUGAAGAUGUAAGCUGUUCUACUGGAGCAGAUCUUGGAGCAGAUGGUCUGCCUUUUGCUGAAAGAGACUCAAGGCGUAUUACGCUCAGAAUGUACAACAUAAGCAAAAAAGAUGGGGGCUUAGUAAAGGCAGAGAACAUAAAAAACUGCAUUAGAGCAUGGUAUCUAAAGGAAAUCAUCUUCAUCUACAGAGAAAAAAGCGACCGAAGCUGUAUCAGAAUACUCACUGAUUUAACAGAAUAUUACAUGAGUUCGCUGAAUGUGAUAGUAAUAUUUUCGUUUCCCGUUGCCGAGUGGAAGAUGCGUAACCUUAGCUAA
Molecule: messenger RNA, 1632 nt
Organism: Nematocida minor
Lineage: Eukaryota; Fungi; Microsporidia
Exons: 1
Coding region: 1-1632 (543 amino acids)
Source: RefSeq, a predicted model, not a curated record